Lasiosphaeria miniovina is the source of this 1236-nucleotide messenger RNA. RefSeq lists its product as uncharacterized. The record is from RefSeq and is a predicted model, not a curated record. Bases 1 to 1236 code for a protein of 411 amino acids. Lineage: Eukaryota; Fungi; Ascomycota; Sordariomycetes; Sordariales; Lasiosphaeriaceae. The transcript is spliced from 3 exons.
AUGCCUCGGAGGGCAUGGCAGCGACGUAACCUCCGGCGUAAUAGAGCUGCGGAUGGCAACUCGUCCACAUUCGAAUCGGAAGGGCAAUCCGCUUCAUAUGCUGGGGCAGCGCCGGCGCGGAACAGGCAGCGAAGGUCCGGUCAAGAGAGGGGCAACGAAACGGACUCUAGCGUCGGCUCCGUAUCCGACUCAGAGCCUGAGGAAGAAUAUGGGCAAAGGCGACGCCCUCCUGCGGCCCCACGGACGACUCUGGCAGCACAGCCCCGCCGGCGGCACAGUUCUGUCGAUGUUUUGGACACGCCUUCGGGCUCCGAGUCCGAUUCCGAUUCCGAUUCCGAUUCCGGCUAUUGUUCUCUUGAGGAGGAUGUUGACGAGAGGGCUGAAUACUACGACGACCUGUUGGAAAGGUUCCGAGCAGAGGGUCCUACCCUCGCUAAUCAUGGAAAAAACACGAAGAAGAUGGAAAAGGAACAGGAGAAAAUAUGGAACAAGUUCUGCAGACGGCGGAAACUCGACCCAGUCGAAGCGCUCAGCCAGUGUGACGCCCCUCUCUUCAAGGUCUAUUUGGUAUGGAGAGUCAAGAACUCGAGGAUCAAGAAGGAGUCGACAAUAAUGACGUACUGGAAAAUUCUCAGUAUGAUCUACUCGCAGAAAACAGCAAGUUGGAUGAAGGAGGACGUUUUAUACGAUAUUCGCAAUUGGAUCCACACCUGGCUUACUCCAACAUUCGGUCUGGACACUUCGACGAAGGAGAAAGCUGGCCUGUUCGUCGAAGACUUGGCUGUGCUUCUGAACCAUCAUUGGAUACGCGAUGAAGAGGUGUUUGACCACGAACGCUUGCGCGUGCAGUUAGCGGCUAACCUUAUUCUUGCCGGUGCUACCGCCACACGGCCAGGCGUCCUUAUCGGCGAACUGCUUUACGAGCACUUGGAAUUCCAGCUAUUUCCGCCGCUACCGGGAGAUAAGCGGCCGCGUCUCGUUCUGAAAGUCAACUUGGAACAUAUUAAACGGUCAGGCGGCGAAUCGGACCCGAAGGAAUUCGCCUUCCGCGAAGACGACAUGUUGAUAUAUGACCCGCUUAUCCCCAUCAUGGGUCUGGCAUUUGCCGAUGGGGCAUUUAUUAACGAGUUCAAAGAUCCCCAAGAAAUCUACGAACUGGUCGUCCCGCCAAACUUUAUCGUUUCAUCCUACGAGGUGCCUUUCGUACAGUGUUGCCUUGUGCUUCUGUGUCGAUGA